This is a messenger RNA of Ictalurus furcatus (blue catfish), 2540 nucleotides long. RefSeq names its product glutathione hydrolase 1 proenzyme-like. Gene Ontology annotation, molecular function: glutathione gamma-glutamate hydrolase. The transcript has 12 exons. The record is from RefSeq and is a predicted model, not a curated record. Lineage: Eukaryota; Metazoa; Chordata; Actinopteri; Siluriformes; Ictaluridae. Gene Ontology annotation, cellular component: plasma membrane. Gene Ontology annotation, biological process: regulation of immune system process; regulation of inflammatory response; peptide modification. Bases 44 to 1744 code for a protein of 566 amino acids.
ACUGUAAUAACAUUACUAAUUUCUGUGUUGUUUGAACAGGACCAUGGGGAAGAAGUCCCUCGUUGCUUGCUUGGUGCUAGUCAUUGCGGCUGUUCUGGUUGUUUGCCUUUGUCUUCUUUUACGGGUUAAGCGUAAUCACUGCUACUCCAAAGCCUCAGUAGCAGCCGACGCUGGGAAAUGUUCUGAGAUCGGCAGGGACGUGUUAAGGCGCGGUGGCUCUGCUGUGGACGCCGCCAUCGCAGCGCUGUUGUGUGUCGGACUGUUUAACGCUCACAGCAUGGGCAUCGGAGGAGGACAUUACUUCAUCAUCUAUAACGGCAUUACAGGAAAGGUGGAGACGAUCAACGCGAGGGAAAUGGCACCCCUAAAAGCCAGGUUUGAUAUGUUCGGCAACAACUCACAGCUCUCAAAAAAAGGAGGCCUGUCCAUCGCGGUUCCUGGUGAGCUCCGUGGCUAUGAACUGGCACACCGGCGUCAUGGCCGUUUGCCGUGGAAGGAGUUGUUUAAACCGAGCGUCCAGCUGGCACGUGACGGCAUCCGAGUCAGCAGAGCUCUCGCCAAAGCCAUGUGGGAUAACCAGGAGGCCAUUCAGGCUGAUCCAGCACUGUGUGAAGUAUUUUGUGAUUCCAACAAAACAAUCCUGAGGGAAAACGACACUAUCAGAUUUCCACGGCUAGCAGACACCUACGAGAGGAUCGCUGAGGAAGGAGCUGAUGUUUUUUAUAAUGGCUCCAUGGCUAAAACGAUAGUGAAUGACAUCCGGGCUGCAGGUGGCGUUAUAACACUUGAAGACCUGUCAGGGUAUACAGCAGAGUUGAAUGAAAGCUCAUUGAAGAUAAAUGUAGGAGAAUACACCAUGCAUUUUCCAGAUGCUCCAUCUGGCGGUCCUGUGCUAGCACUAAUGCUAAACAUUUUGGACGGUUAUAAUUUCUCACCCAGCAGUGUGUCGACUACAGAGAAGAAGACGCUCACUUAUCACCGCAUCAUCGAGGCUUUCCGCUUCGCCUUCGCUAAGAGGAGCAGGCUGGGAGAUCCUCACUACCUCAAUAUCACUGACCUCAUCCACAACAUGACCUCGGACUACUUUGCUGAUGACAUCCGCAGUAAGAUCACAGAUAACACCACGCACCCAGAGAGUUUCUAUGGGCCGGAAUACUUUAACCCUGAGGAUCAUGGGACGGCUCACCUGUCCAUCAUCGCUGAGGAUGGGAGCGCCGUGGCUGUGACCAGCAGCAUCAAUCAGUAUUUUGGUUCUAAAGUGAUGUCACGUUCCACUGGAAUCAUCUUUAAUGAUAAUAUGGAUGACUUCAGUUCUCCAAACAUCCCAAACACAUUCGGCAUUCCUCCUUCUCGUAGUAACUUCAUCCAACCAGGUAAAAGGCCGCUCUCGUCCAUGAGUCCAACCAUCAUCUGCGACAAACACAACAAAGUUAAAAUGGUCGUGGGAGCUUCAGGUGGGACGAAGAUCACCACGGCAACGGCUCUGGUGAUCCUGAACGCACUGUUCUUUAACUACGAUCUGAAGAGAGCUGUAGAGGAACCCAGAGUCCACAACCAGCUCAACCCCAAUUACAAUGAGGUGGAGCAGGACUUCAUGAAGAGUGUGAUAGACAGACUAGCUCAGAAGAAUCAUGUGACAAAGCUGCAGAACACCACUGCGGUGGUUCAGGCCGUGGUGAGGCAGGAUGAUCAGAUCUGUGCUGCAUCGGACCCACGGAAAGGAGGAUAUCCCGCCGGCUACUGAAACAAACUUUAAUAAUAAUCAACUUUUAUCUGUACAGCUUUGAUAAAACAAAGACAUUUAAGCAAAUCUGAAUGAAUCAUACAAAUCAUUAGAAUGUUUUCAAUACACAGAGACCCUCCCUCCAUAUACUGUUUAUAUUUUAUAUAUUGAUGUAAAACAAUUCAAAAGGAAAAUCAUCCACGUUGAGGUGGUGACAGUAACUUCGCUUCAGAGCACCACCCCGUCAUUGAUUAUUUCCUAUAACAGCAUGUCUUAGUGUUUUAUUCCUCUUACUCCACAGCAAUUUGCCAAUCAUUACACAAUUUUUAUCCAUUUAUAGCUAUGUUUAAUGUUGUUAAUGUUCUCACUUACGUUACAGCAGCUAUAAACAGUCGUUCCCUCACUACCUCACCAUUUUUCUCACAUAAGACGAAAAAAAACCAAACGCAGCUUGUCAUGUUACUGAGAAAUCCUCUGUCCUGGAGAUGUCUUAAAGUUACAGCUUUACCUCUGCCUUGUACAAAACCCCUGACACUGGAGACUCCUUCCACGAAUGUUAAAUAAACGUCUCUUUACAGAAAACUUCACCAGAUCAACGAAUUUUAAAAAUCUGCAUAUGUGGAUAGUACACGUCCCUGUGAAUGAGUUGUUACUAUAGAAACGAUGAUGUAUUAGAACGAAUGCGUCAAUAUAAACCUGUGAUUUCCAGCUGCGCUACUGUCAGAGCUGCUGUUAUAGAAACUGAGUCAACACCUUCUGACCAAUCACAAUCCAGACCUCUCAUUAAUGUGACUUUAUGUUCAUGUACAUUAAAAAC